CCCCUCACCCCUCGAGGCCCUGGACUCAUUUUCACCCCUUCACUCACUAGAGCCGCCUUCUCUCCCAACCAUAUAUGAACAUUUUCUUGACAGAGUCGAAUUGACGACUGAGGUUUUCAUCGGACUUGUUACUAACCUGAAUCUGCUGUCUAUCCCGAAUUCCGAAUCCUGUUGCGGACCCACCUUUUCUUGGAGUCGACGGCCCGGUCCGGCCUUUCGUCUCUGAAGAGGACUCUAAGGACAUCUCCUAGCCGGGCAUCUAUGUCUACCGUCAUGCGCAAGAAGGUCUGCAUCGUGGGUGCCGGUCCUUCCGGACUCGUGGCUGCUAAGGCCUUGCUCCACGAUGGUCCUGCAGGUGCCUUCGAUGUGACUGUGUUCGAUGGGAAAACCCGCAUCGGUGGCCUCUGGCCCUCUCGGAAGGAUGACGCUGCUGGUCUCGUCCACCCCCUAAUGGUAGCCAACCAGAGCAAGCACACAGUCCAGUUUAGCGACCUCGCCUGGCCAGACGAUGCCCCCGACCUGCCACGGGCCUGGCAGAUUGGCCAGUAUCUCGAUCGCUAUUUCCAAACAUAUUGCCGCGAGGCCAAGCUUAUGCUCGGAAAUCGCGUUGAGAAGGCUGAGCCGUUGGUCUCCUCCUCAGAGAGCCACGCAGAUGCAGGCUGGCGCGUUCGAACCCGCUCCACCGCGGGGGAAGUGGCAGAAGAGACGUUCGACUAUCUCAUUGUAGCUUCUGGCUUCUUUGGCGCACCCUCAAUUCCGCAAAUCGACCUGGAGCACGCCGAUAUCCCAGUCAUUCACAGUAGUCAGUAUCGGAAUCUCCAAGGGAUCCUCGGCAAAACCGAUGGAAAAGCGGGUAAGGUCUUGGUAGUUGGUGGCCAGAUGUCAGGGGUUGAGAUCGCAGCCACAAUUGCUUCGCACAUCUCGUCCGCCAUGCACUCGCCCGGUUCGAGCCCAAUACCCAGUCCAGAAAACUACUCCGUACACCAUCUCAUUCAGAAGCCUGCCUGGGUUUUCCCCCUUCACAUUUCUCCCAAGCCUACAUCGUCCGCACCUCCAUUCCUCCCACUAGACCUGGGGUCUUAUGACCUGUCCAAGAGGCCCCAGCCUUUGACUAAUUCGCAGGGACACAUCACCGUGGAAACAGCCAAGAUUGUUCACUCCAUGUACCAAACAGCACUUGGAACCGACCAGUCAGUCUUCUCCCAAGCUGUGUCGGUCUCAACUGCCGAGACUGCCGACCCACCAUAUCUCGCUGUUAGUGACAACUACAUGGACUUCGUCCGCUCAGGUCUGAUAUCCGUAUCCCGUGGCAAGCUUGACACGCUUGCCGGCCAUCAAGCGACAUUGUCGCCCUCAGGGACAAAAAUCGACGAUGUUGCUGCUGUGGUUCUUGCAACCGGCUUUAAAGCGUUUUCUUCAAUCUCCUUUCUUCCAGCCUCAGUCCAUGAGACCCUUUCCCUAUGCCCGUCUGAUCUCUACAACACGGUUGCGCUGGCAUUUCAUGGCACCCACCACCCCUCCAUUCCGAAUCUGGGCUUCGUUGGGUUUUAUCGAUCCCCGUACUGGGGGGUGAUGGAGAUGCAGGCUCGCUUUCUCACGGCGCUGUGGACCGCUGGCGGCCCGUCUUCAUCGAGUCUCCCUCCCUCUCUCAAAAAUGCUCUGGAAACCGAUAUUUCUAUUGAGCAGACACUUAAUCUUCGGACCGACCCCCGGGCAUCCCAGUUUCCUAUGGGCGAUUACCCCUGGCUUAUGCAGGAAUUUGCCAGUGCCCUUGAUCUUCAGCUCUCAGCGCAUUUGGGUAAGAUGCCGAGUCUGCCACCAGCGGGCAUGGAAAUGAGCAUCUUGACGCCGGCUCGGUAUCCUUCUCGAUCACUAACCGAAUUCCAGCGAGCUGAGGUCACCAAGUCCCUUCAGCAGACUGAGGCCACUGUCUGGGCGGGUCUGUGUUCUGCUAAAUUCGUUGCCAAGGCCGUCUUUCGUUCCCUGCUCGGCGAGUGGAAGCUUGAGAGGGAACUCAUGAGCAAGCUUCCCAGUCAUCCCAGCGGGCACUUCAGUGGCACCGCGAAGUUCCUACUAAGAGCAGGGACAAAGGAUGGGCGUGAGGCCGAGUUUGAUGCCCCCGGCGAGGACGGCAGCGACGGCCUAGAGUACCUCUACGUAGAGGAAGGAGACUUUAAGGCCGCAAACGGACUCACCUUCCGCGCCACUCGACGCUACGUGUGGCGGUACAAUGAGAAGUCGGACAAAUUGAGCGUCUGGUUCGUCAAGACAGACGACCCGAAGAAGGCUGACUACCUGUUUCACAAUGUCGAUUUCGUCGUGCCAAUGCAAGAUGGGGAGGCUGAAAUUGGCGGGAAGGGGUGGGAAGCUACAGCAGGACACUUGUGCAUCGACGACUUCUACGAUGUGAGGUACCGCUUCCACUUUGAGGCUGUCAAUUUGAGGGAUUGGAGACUGUCAUACACUGUCAAGGGUCCGAAGAAGGACUAUAUGAUUGAUGGCGUAUACAGCCGGUAACAUACAUUGGAUAUUACAUGCCAGCAAGGGUAUGUCCCCUCGCAAUGGAAGACACACAAGAUGAAUCCCUUUGUUCGGGGCCCAUCCGGAAUGUCGUCUUGCUUUUACAAUCUCGACUUGUAGACAAACUACGUCGGUCUCUGGCCUCGUGUUGAGUCAAGAACAUCCGGUCGAAAGCUUGCCGACAGGCAACACCAGAUUGUUACGUAGUGGGUAUUUGUACACCAUGGGAGAGCAAGAUAGAAGAGGUACAAUACAGUACCUUAGUUCCGGGAGCAAUUUACGAG
Canariomyces notabilis is the source of this 2804-nucleotide messenger RNA. RefSeq names its product FAD/NAD(P)-binding domain-containing protein. NCBI's taxonomy places the organism in Eukaryota, Fungi, Ascomycota, Sordariomycetes, Sordariales, Chaetomiaceae. Gene Ontology annotation, molecular function: NADP binding; flavin adenine dinucleotide binding; N,N-dimethylaniline monooxygenase activity. The record is from RefSeq and is a predicted model, not a curated record. The transcript is spliced from 3 exons. The coding region runs from base 262 to 2517 and encodes 751 amino acids.